Molecule: messenger RNA, 1796 nt
Organism: Mauremys reevesii (Reeves's turtle)
Lineage: Eukaryota; Metazoa; Chordata; Testudines; Geoemydidae
Product: interferon-inducible GTPase 5-like
Exons: 2
Coding region: 1-1674 (557 amino acids)
Cellular component (GO): membrane
Molecular function (GO): GTP binding; GTPase activity
Source: RefSeq, a predicted model, not a curated record
AUGGUGACCUUCUGGGACCUGCCGGCGAUUGGAACCCCACAUUUUCGGACACACGCUUAUCUGAAACAAGUGAAGUUCAGCCGCUAUGAUGUCUUCAUCAUCAUCGUCUCAGAGAGGAGCAGAUUGUCCCUCGACGAGCUGGCCCGAGAGAUCCACAGGAUGGGAAAGAAGUUUUUCUUUCUACGCUCCAAGGUGGACUUGGACCUGUAUACUGAGAAACACAAAAAGAGCUUCAAUGCAGAGAGAACCCUGGAGAACAUCAGAACUGACUGUAUCAAGAAGCUGCUAAGAGAAGGGAUGAGCUCCCCACAGGUUUUCCUUGUCUCGAGUAGGGAAUUUCAGAAAUACGAUUCUCCACAGCUGCAGAAGACUUUGCUAAAGGAACUCUACCACCACAAGAUGGAGACAUUCGGGGGCACUGAAGCCCCCAGGAGCAGUGGGACAGCAGAAGAUUCAGAAACUCACUGGGCUGGUUUGUUUUCAAAAUGGAGCAGUAAAUUGCCCGGUCUGUCGGAGGAGGAAACUGAAGAAUUCCAGAUGGCUGUCAAAGCUGGGAACCUCUCAAGAGCCUUUUCUGUUGUGAAGAAGUCUGAUGAGUUGUUAACAAAUAUCAAGAUCAACAUCGCCAUCACAGGGAACUCAGGCUCGGGUAAGUCAUCUUUCAUCAAUGCCAUAAGAAGCCUGAAUGAUGAUGACAGUGGUGCAGCUGAGACUGGGCUGGCAGGAAAGAAAAAGACUCCUUAUUCCGAUCCCAAGCACCCAAAUGUGAUUCUGUGGGACCUACCUGGGAUCGGAACAAUGAAUUUUCCAGCAGAAACAUACCUGAAGGACAUGAACUUUGAUCAGUAUGAUUUCUUCAUCAUCAUCGCAGCUGGGCGCUUCACAGAAGCUGACACCAACCUUGCCAAAGAAAUCAGCAGGAUGGGGAAAAAGUUUUAUUUUGUUCGCUCCAAGGUGGAUGUGGACUUGGCUAAUGAACAAAGAAAAAGAGAUUUCAAAGAGGAGAAAACUCUAGAGGCAAUUAGAAGUGACUGCAUGGAGCAGCUACAAAAAGCAGGCAUCAUCUCCCCACAAGUUUUCCUGGUGUCGAGAUGGGACUUUGACAAGUACGAUUUUCCCCGACUGCAGGAGGUUUUGGCAAAUGAACUCGACACUCACAGGAGACAUGUUCUCAUCUGUGCCCUGCCCAACACCUCUGAAGAAAUCUUGAAAGAGAAACAGAAGGUCCUGCAGGAACAGAUCUGGAAACAAGCCCUGAAGUCGUGCGCUCUCGCUGCUGUUCCUCUCCCAUUUCUCUCGGUUAAGUGCGAUGUCAACAUCUUGGUGGAGAACAUGAGGCAGUACUGCCAGUGCUUUGGCCUGGAUGAAGACUCACUCAAAUCACUCGCUAAGCAGGUUGGGAAGUCUGUUGCUGAGCUGAAGUCUGUGAUAAAGUCUGCUCUGGCCAGAGAUAUAACAAGAGAUGAGGCUUUGAAGCAACUUAGCAAGGCCACGGGGGAUAUGAUGAAACCUAAAUAUUUUAUCAGUGUGGUACCAGUGAUUGGCACUGGGAUUGCGGCAAAGAGAUCUUACAGCGUCACCUAUGAAAUGCUACGUAGGUUUUUGGAAGAAGUUGCAGAAGAUGCUCAACGAGUCCUGAAAAAGGCUUUGGAAGGAGCAGAGAAUAACCGAUAAGAAUGUCCCAAGGCAGAGCUUCUCCCCAGCUUCCCAAGAUAAACUGCCACAGUCCCAGUCUCAUUGGUGCAAUCUUAUUGUCCCAAAUUUAAACAAACCAAGAGACAAAAACCAUUCUCAGC